Messenger RNA from Cuscuta campestris, 892 nucleotides. Lineage: Eukaryota; Viridiplantae; Streptophyta; Magnoliopsida; Solanales; Convolvulaceae. The record is from the annotation of a GenBank genome assembly.
CCGACCCGCCAAAAUCAAACCCGAACCCGACCUACGUCGGGUCGGGUUUCACUAUACUCAAACCCGACCGAACCCGACCCGUUGCCAUCCCUAGGAGCGGGUCAUUGAGUAUAGGGCGUGAAAAGGGGUGUACAUUUUUGAGAACCAGUUUGGUUUCAUGCCUGACAGAUCGACUACAGAGGCCAUUCACUUCGUGCGGAGGUUAAUGGAAGAAUACUGCAGGGCUAGGAAGAAGGACCUUCGUAUGGUGUUUAUUGAUCUUGAGAAGGCGUACGAUAGGGUGCCAAGGGAGGUGUUAUGGAGGUGCCUUGAGUCGAGAAGAGUUCCCAUGGUGUACACUCGCGCGAUCAAGGAUAUGUACGGUGGGGCUAAGACUAGGGUAAGGACCUCUGGGGGCAACUCUGAGUCAUUCUCGGUAGGGAUGGAGUUGCACCAAGGGUCUGCCCUUAGCCCUUUUUUGUUCGCCUUGGUGAUGGACGUCCUGACACAAGGUGUUCAAGAAGGUGUCCCAUGGUGCAUGUUUUUUGCGGAUGAUAUUGUGCUUAUCGACGACAUGCGUGAGGGACUAAAUGAUAAGUUGGAACUAUGGUGCCUUGCCCUUGAGACGAAAGGAUUUAGAAUAAGUAGAAACAAGACUGAAUACAUGGAAACGGAAUCAUAAGUGGAAGUUAGGAUUGACUCUCACCUAGUGCCUAAGUUGGAGCCGGGGGUCUCUUGGAAACAUCCUCCCUAUAUUCGAGUAGCGAAAAGAAAUGUGGAAUCUAUGAAAAUUGUGUUUCAUGAUGUUGAGAGAUUGGAAGUUACUUUCAAAUUACUGUGAUUAUUGCAAAAUUAAAGAUGAAUUAGACGCCAUAGAACGAUGUUGGAAUUGCAAAAAAUGGAAUCAUUUGGG